GCUAAGCUGCGUGCGGGCGUAAAUUUCUUUGUAACCCAACGCGUUUACGUUUGUUUUGUUUUUUAUAUAAUUUGAGCGCUGUCUUUUGUAUUGCACACUUUUUAAAGCUGUAACUUCGAGUAGGACAAGAUGAGUGCUGCGCCCAGCGAGCCAUCCAUGCCACAGGAGAUUAAUGUGGGCAGCGAAGCUUACCACAGCAUAGCUGCCACAGCUGAAGAUCAGAAUGUCAUAGUUUCCCCACUGCUGCUCGAGGCGACGCUAGCGUUGCUCUACUUAGGCUCCGAUGGUGCCACCGCCGAGGAGCUGCAAGGGCUGCUUAAGCUGAAGCAGCGCUUUGCCAGCAAUGCCAAAAUGGCCAACUACUAUGCCAACGAGUUGAGUGCGGCAACUGGCGAUGCCGACACACGCAUACAAUUGCAGAGUCGUUUGCUCAUACAGGGCGACGGCAAAGCUGGUGCAAGCAUUGCGGAGGAUUUUCAGAAAAUAGCGCAGACAUAUUUCCAUGCCACAGCCGAGUGCCAGGAUUUGCAGCAGCAGGAGAAGCUGCGCCAAUACAUCUGUGAACACAUUUUGCCCAGCGUAGGCGGUGGCAAGUGGCAGCAACUGGAGUUGCCACAGCUCAGCAAUCAGACAUCGCAACUGCUGUUGCUGCUGGCGGCACAACUGCACAGCAAAUGGUUUCUGCCUUUUAGUGCCUACCGCACAGGCCUCUAUGAGUUCCAUGGCCAAGAUGCCGCUGCCGCUGCUGCCGCGCCCAAAGCUGUUCCCAUGCUCUUUGACGAUGACAUGUUUGUCAAAUACGCCGAGUUGCGCGAACUCGAUGCACGCGCCAUUGAGCUGCCCUAUGAGCAUGUCGAUGAGCUGGCCAUGCUACUAAUACUGCCCAAUCAGCGUGAUGCCAACGCUCUGCGUCAGCUGGAAGCUCAAUUGCGUCAAGUGGACUUGGCUGCAUUGCAGCAGGGCAUGAAAAUGGAAAGCGUACAGGUGCUGGUGCCAAAGUUUAGCAUUGACUUUGAGUGCAGUCUGCGGCAGGCAAUCCAAGGGCUGGGCUUGGAGCACAUUUUUAAUAGCUCUGCAAACUUCAAGCAUUUGUAUCCUGGCAGCAGUUUACCCAUUGUGGAUAUAUUGCAAAAGCUGCGCAUUGAAUUAAACGAAACGGGUUCAAGUUCAGCUACUAGCGCCGCUCCAGCAACAACAGCCUACAAGCCCAUUGUGAUUAGCAACUCGCGUCAAAAGUUCUUCCGAGCGGACCAUCCAUUCUUCUUUGCCAUACGCGGUGAGCAGUCAACGCUUUUCUUGGGGCACGUGGUUAGCUGUUAGUUAUAAGUCGAAAGCUAUUUUUUAUAACAAGAGUCUUGAGUUUAUUCAAAGAUAUA
This is a messenger RNA of Drosophila busckii, 1376 nucleotides long. Its product is annotated as antichymotrypsin-2. The transcript has 4 exons. NCBI's taxonomy places the organism in Eukaryota, Metazoa, Arthropoda, Insecta, Diptera, Drosophilidae. Bases 130 to 1320 code for a protein of 396 amino acids. Gene Ontology annotation, molecular function: serine-type endopeptidase inhibitor activity. The record is from RefSeq and is a predicted model, not a curated record.